This is a messenger RNA of Bactrocera tryoni, 442 nucleotides long. RefSeq lists its product as uncharacterized. Lineage: Eukaryota; Metazoa; Arthropoda; Insecta; Diptera; Tephritidae. The coding region runs from base 102 to 422 and encodes 106 amino acids. The transcript has 2 exons. The record is from RefSeq and is a predicted model, not a curated record.
CAGCUUGUCGCAUACACAAGCAGUCGUCCGACAACCAGCUUGCUAAGCAGACCUACGCAUAGAUCUGAACGGUAUAACAAACGGUAACUUCGGCGAAAAACAUGAAAUUGUUAACAGUAAUAAGCUUCGCAUUGUGCUUAUUUGCGACAACGCAUGCCGAGUCCUAUGUUCCCAACUCGUCUGAUCCAAAUAAUCCGGGUCAUUGCUUCCACAAGGAGCUGCAACUCGCCAUCAAACUGGACGAGACCAUCACACCGAGCAAUGUAGACUUGUGCGCCGAAUUGACCUGCCAGGAGGAAGGACUGAUACGUGUUGGUCACUGUUCACGCGUGCAACCUAUCUGCAAGGACUUCCAAUAUCACCCCCUAGAUUUUACUAAACCCUUUCCGGACUGUUGUGAACGUUACACGUGCAAUAAAUAGUAGUUGAUGAGGUACCGUAA